AUGCAACGACUCACUGUAGCAAAGCAAUCGCUACGGCCUCGUGUCGUCUUCUCCGGCAUCCAACCCACCGGAGUGCCGCAUCUAGGCAAUUAUGUCGGAGCUCUGAGGCAAUGGGUCAAUCUUCAACGAGAGGAGCAAGCCUCGACCAAGCUGAUCUACUCCAUCGUUGACCUCCAUGCUAUUACCGUCCCGCAGAAGCCCGAGACGCUGAGGCAGCGCAAGAGAGAAGUUCUGGCCGCCCUCCUUGCCAUUGGCUUGGAUCCCGAGCGAUGCACCAUUUUUUACCAAUCUUCCGUGCCGGCUCACUCUGAGCUCAUGUGGAUUCUUGCUUGUACUGCCUCCGUAGGAUACCUGUCGAGAAUGACGCAGUGGAAGAGCAAACUCAGUCUGGCCUCAUCCUCAACGCUGGAGAACAAAUCUGUCGGCUCCCGACUGAAGCUGGGCUUAUUUUCGUAUCCCGUGCUGCAGGCCGCUGACAUCCUCGUCCACCGGGCAACUCAUGUGCCCGUCGGCCAUGACCAGCAACAACACCUGGAGUUUGCACGUGAAUGUGUCACAAACUUCAACCAUGCGUACGGAAACCAUCUCGUCCACCCAGAGACCAUCGUCUCCCCCGCCCAGCGCAUCAUGUCCCUGACGGAACCCACAAGUAAAAUGUCAAAGUCUCACGAAGCACAGCGGUCCAGAAUCUUAAUCACCGAUUCGCCGCAGGACAUUCGCUCCAAGAUCGCCACCGCCCUGACAGACUCAACCCCAGGAAUCUCCUAUGAUCCAGCUACACGCCCAGGCAUCUCCAACUUGCUGGAAAUCUUCUCAGUCUUUGAUACAGAAAGGCGCAGUCCGGCUCAACUGGCUCAAGCAUAUGCUGAUGCAUCACCCAAAAUCUUCAAAGAAGCAGUCGCAGAUGCUCUAUUGACUGGGUUACAAGGCAUUCGGGAUCGAUAUCUCGAUCUAAGUGCAAAUGAUUCGUAUCUUGACAAGAUAGAGCAACACGGUGCACGCAAAGCCCAGGAAAGUGCAAAGGAAACGAUGGAUAUCGUGAAAACUGCAGUUGGGCUGUAA
Molecule: messenger RNA, 1062 nt
Organism: Trichoderma breve
Lineage: Eukaryota; Fungi; Ascomycota; Sordariomycetes; Hypocreales; Hypocreaceae
Product: tRNA synthetases class I (W and y) domain-containing protein
Exons: 5
Coding region: 1-1062 (353 amino acids)
Biological process (GO): mitochondrial tryptophanyl-tRNA aminoacylation
Cellular component (GO): mitochondrion; mitochondrial matrix
Molecular function (GO): ATP binding; tryptophan-tRNA ligase activity
Source: RefSeq, a predicted model, not a curated record